AUGCCUAAUGCCAUUCACGAUUUGAAGCGCUUAGGUUAUCUCAUCGAUACUCCUGCAUGCAGAAUGCUCGAGUAUGACCCUUUUGAUGCCAGCAUUAAGAAGUUCAUCGGAGAACCUUUAGAGAUGGAUUGCAAUUCAGACAAAUUGAGUCCUUUCACGUAUACUGAAGGAUUCAGAAUCAAAAUCAAUGAUGACCCCAAGUUAUUACAACACUACAAUGUGAGCUUGGACUCGCUGGCCUGCUGUGUCCAUGAGGUCACAAGGGUGUCACAAAAUCUAACCAAUUUUGAUGAGAGCUGCGACAACAAAUACACAACAAGCGAGUGCUAUGCGAUCUGCAACGGGGCUUCCAAAGAAGUCGCAACCGACGGCGCUCUGGUUGUCUGCUCAAGAAACGAAUCCAAGUCCGGACCAUUUUAUAAGAAUGUUCACUACUUCUUCCACGAGGACAAGAUACGAGAUAAAAUUGCAAGACACAUGGAACGUAUAAAGUCUCAUGAAACACUUCCUCUCAACUUCAUCCUAAUGGGAGUCGAUUCAACUUCUCGUCAGAACAUACGAAGAUUCUUGCCAGAAACGUUUAAAUUUUUGUCAGAUGAUCCCAGCUCUAUGGACUUCAUGGGCUACAACAAAGUAGCUGACAAUACGGAUGUGAACAUCUCACCUGUCAUCAUGGGUAAUCGAGCAGAAGACCUCAUGCGUUUCAAAUUGGAGUGCUACAAGAAACAAAAAAGUAACCACGACAGUUGUCCUCUAAUUUGGAAAAACUUUUCCGCUCGAGGUUACGCAACGGUUUAUGCUGAGGACGCCCCCAGUAUGGGACUCUUUCACUUCAACAAAAUCGGGUUUGUUCAACCACCAGCGGAUUUCUACGCUCGUCCAUAUAUGUUGCUCUCAGAGAAAGAGAUCGGUAAUCCCAAAGCAAAUAAUAACCACUACUGUUAUGGACUUCAGUCCACGACAGAGGUAGUUUACGAACAAAUUUUAAGAGCGUUGAAUAAUUUAUCAGACAAGGUACCUGUGUUUGGAUAUUUUUGGAGUGCCACAUAUACGCAUGACAGCAAUCGCGAGGCCGCUCCAUUGGACUAUCCAACUCUUCGGUUUCUGAAACAAUUUACACAAUCAUCACAUCGCAACAAUACUAUUCUCCUCUUCUUCAGUGACCACGGCCUUAGAUUUGGUGAUAUACGAUCUACUUACCUAGGUGCGUUGGAGGAAAGGUUACCUUUCGCAACAUUACUUUUUCCACCGUGGUUUAAAGAUGAGUUUCCAGAAACAUGGCGCAACUUGUUGGUCAACCAACGCCGCUUGACUAACAACUACGACAUCCACUGCACUCUUCUCGACAUUUUACACGGGGCUUAUAAUACCUCAUUAAACCUUAAAACACCUUAUGGGCUGGGCCAGAGUUUAUUCUUAGAAAUUCCAACGAACAGAACGUGUGAGUCUAUUGGAAUUCCAUGGCAUUACUGCGCUUGUCAGUCGUCAUCACCAACGAGCAUCGGCGCGUCUGAAGUCCAGCAAGCGGCUGCUAUUCUCACGCAAACCAUCAAUAAAUUAAUAGAAAAUUAUCCUGUUUGUGCUCCGUUGACGCUGAAGGAGAUCAUCAGUGCUAGAGAGUACCAGAAUCACCAGAACUUCGGACAGGGCACAGUCAAAAAAAAAAUUUGGAAAGUGGAAGACAUACACAGUGAUAAUCGAGACUGCACCAGUAUCUAG
Messenger RNA from Hyalella azteca, 1719 nucleotides. RefSeq lists its product as uncharacterized. The record is from RefSeq and is a predicted model, not a curated record. Bases 1 to 1719 code for a protein of 572 amino acids. The transcript is spliced from 7 exons. NCBI's taxonomy places the organism in Eukaryota, Metazoa, Arthropoda, Malacostraca, Amphipoda, Hyalellidae.